Messenger RNA from Opisthorchis viverrini, 354 nucleotides. RefSeq lists its product as hypothetical. Bases 1 to 354 code for a protein of 117 amino acids. The transcript has a single exon. The record is from RefSeq and is a predicted model, not a curated record. NCBI's taxonomy places the organism in Eukaryota, Metazoa, Platyhelminthes, Trematoda, Opisthorchiida, Opisthorchiidae.
AUGGACCCACGAGUAAAGUAUCGGAAUGUCAAAGCGGUAGACUGUGAGGAAGUUCAGAAAAUGACGGAAUAUUUUAAAAGCAAAUCAAAGGCAAUCGAAGAAAAGAUAAUAGCUUUAUCCGAGGCGCGAGAACAGAAAAAGGCUGUCGACAGAGCACGCGUAAUAACUAAUAUCUGGAAAGAGGAGUGUAUUCAACUGCGAGCUGAAGAACGGGAGAUUAAUGGACAAAUUCGGUGUCAGACUUAUGGAUGGAUUUUAAGUGACCCUGAAACCGCGAAUUUAAUUCGCAUUUUGGAGGAAGAAGAACGCGAAUUCCAACAGAAUCUUGUAAAACCUCUGUGGACUUUAAGGUGA